Melitaea cinxia (Glanville fritillary) is the source of this 742-nucleotide messenger RNA. RefSeq lists its product as uncharacterized. Gene Ontology annotation, cellular component: nucleus. Gene Ontology annotation, biological process: regulation of transcription by RNA polymerase II; mesoderm formation. Bases 1 to 702 code for a protein of 233 amino acids. The transcript is spliced from 4 exons. The record is from RefSeq and is a predicted model, not a curated record. NCBI's taxonomy places the organism in Eukaryota, Metazoa, Arthropoda, Insecta, Lepidoptera, Nymphalidae. Gene Ontology annotation, molecular function: RNA polymerase II cis-regulatory region sequence-specific DNA binding; DNA-binding transcription factor activity, RNA polymerase II-specific; protein dimerization activity.
AUGUACAGUCAAGAUUACGAAGAGUCACCGCUACCACUGAUAGCGAACUAUACAGUUUUAAAAGAAACAUUUGCAGAAGAAAGACGAGAUACAGAAGACCGCGUUAUUCUAGAAAUAGGAAGGCAGGAGGAUAAACCUAAAGACGAACAUACUUUUUUUCAUAAGAAAUAUGAUAAAACCAUAUCCCACCAUCGGUCGUAUAUUCUAGAAGAUUACUCAGAACCGAGAAGAAUAACUCUAUACAAACCUCAUGACUUGGAACAAUCUACUCAUGAAGAUCUCAAAUACAUGGAUCACGAAGAGUAUAGAGAUGUAAAUAUGAUAGAAGCUGCCAGUUCCAAAUCGUCAAUCGAUUUUUCGCACGAGACGCAUGAUAAUGGAAAAUUCUCGGAUGAUCAACAAGACACCAUUUUGAAUUGGAAGGAACGAGCGUUGCAAUUAGAAAAAGAAUACAAAAAAACUGCAUGUGACAGAGAACGAACAAGAAUGAGAGAUAUGAACCGUGCUUUCGAUUUGCUUCGUUCCAAGUUGCCAAUUACCAAGCCUUCAAAGAAAAAAUAUUCUAAGAUUGAAUGUCUUCGAAUAGCGAUAUGUUACAUCCGUCACUUAGAAUUCAUUUUAGCUGGUGGAUCUCCAGAAGAAAUUUCAACCAUUUUCGACCCACAACUAACUGAAGACAAACGAAGACAACAAAGAUUUUGACUAAUAAAAAACUAUAAGUGGAAUAAACGCUUUCAUGUUC